Messenger RNA from Acanthosepion pharaonis, 630 nucleotides. The record is from the annotation of a GenBank genome assembly. Lineage: Eukaryota; Metazoa; Mollusca; Cephalopoda; Sepiida; Sepiidae.
AUGUCAGCCUCCUUCACUCCCAUCUUCUUAGCUUCCCCUACUGUCAUCUUUGUCUCUUACGUCUUACUUUUCUUUUUCUUCUUUACUUUCUUCAUUUCUUGUCUCUUCUUCAUUGGUGUCUUCAACUGUUUCUCUUCUCUGACUUCCUUCUUUUUCCUUCUUUUCUUAAUUACCUUCUUCUUUUUCACUUUCUUCAUUCUUCUUCAUCUCUUCCUCUUUUUUUCAUUUCAUUCUUUUUCCUUUCUUCAGUCUUUCCUUCAAUACUUCCUUUGUUUUCAUUCUCUUCUUAAUUGCCUUCUUUAUUCUUCUUCAUCUCUUCCUCUUUUUCAUUUCCUUCUUCUUCUUUUCUUCAAUCUUUCCUUCAAUACUUCCAUCUUCUUAAUUACCUUCUUCAUUCUUCUUCAUCUCUUCCUCUUUUUUUCAUUUCUUUCUUUUUCCUUUCUUCAGCCUUUCCUUCAAUACUUCCUUCUUUUUUCUCCUCUUCUUAAUUCAUUCUUCUUCACCCCUGCCUUUUUUCACUUCCUUCUUUUUCCUUCCUUAAUUCCUCUCUUCUUUUUCACUUUCUUCUCAUUCAUCUCUUCCACCUCCUUUACUUUCUUUUAUUUCUUCUUCUUCACUUUCUCCAUCUAA